AUGGAAGGGAAGACAACUGACGAGCCGGCUAAGGCCGUGACGCCGGAUAUGUCGGCAGAGGACAAGAAGAAGGCGAAGGAGGCGAAGAAGCAAGCGGAAAAGGCGGCGAAGGAGGCGAAGAAGGCUGAACGGGAGGCGCAGCUGGCGGAGCAGAGGCGGGCAGCCGAGGCGGUGUUGUGCAAGACGGUUGCGGAUGUGAACGUCGACACGUAUGGGAAUUUGGGGGUCAUAAAUUCGGCCACUAAAAGUUUGCGAGUCUGGACGACAGUGUCUGCGAUAACUCCGAGCUUGACCGAGCAAGGCGUAUGGGUCAGAGGCCGUAUAGCAGAGACCCGAUGCAAGUCUAAGAGUCUGGCGUUUAUUGUUCUUCGACAGCAAACGAGCACGGUCCAGUGUGUUAUGAGUGCCACCACUGAAGAUGAGAAGGACGCCAUCAAGUUCCUGGCUUCCUUGCCGUUGGAGUCCAUUGUAGAUGUUUACGGAACGGUCACAAUUCCGCCGGUGCCCAUAACGUCCACGACGCAGCCGGUGGAGUUGGCCAUCACGCGCUGCCACUGCGUAUCCAAGUCGCUCCCGGAGCUCCCGUUCCAGCUGAAGGACGCGAACCGGCCGGAGAGCGAGAUGAACGAGGAGGGCGCGGUCCAGGUGAGCCAAGAUACACGGCUAGACAACCGCAUUUUGGACUUGCGUACCCUGGCGAUGAACGCAGUCAUGAAGAUAUCGUCAGAAGUGUGUACGUUGUUUAGUGAAUAUUUAUCGAAGGAAGGGUUUGUGCAAAUACACUCCCCCAAACUUAUUGGUGGCGCUUCCGAGGGUGGCGCUAACGUCUUUAAGCUGAAGUACUUCGAACGCGAUGCUUGCCUUGCACAGUCUCCCCAGCUGUACAAGCAGAUGGCCAUCUCGGCGGACCUCGAUCGAGUGUUCGAAAUUGGACCGGUCUUCAGAGCUGAAAAUUCUAAUACCCACCGUCAUCUCUGUGAGUUCGUCGGCUUGGAUAUGGAGAUGGCUUUCAAGGAACAUUACUUCGAAGUUUUGGAGGUAAUUGAAAACACCUUCUGUUUUAUUUUCAAGGGACUGGAAGAACGUUGCCAAAAGGAAAUUGAAGCUGUACACCGCCAGUGGCCGGCCGAGCCAUUCAAGUGGGGCAACAAGGUAUUGAGACUUGAAUUUUCCGAAGGCUGCAAAAUGCUACGAGAAGCCGGAUUCAGCGACAUUCCUGACGAUAUUUCUCAAUUCGAUAUUGGCACUGAGCAAGAGAAGGCCCUGGGAAAACUAGUCAAGGCCAAAUAUGACACCGACUUCUACUACAUGAUCAACUAUCCCUUGGGUGUCCGUCCGUUCUACACCAUGCCGCACCCCACCGACCCCAGUUUAUCGAACUCUUAUGACUUCUUCAUGCGCGGCGAAGAAAUCGUGUCCGGUGCGCAACGAGUUCACGACCCCGAACUACUCACCGAAAGAGCGCAAAAACUUGGCAUUGAAGUUAGCACCAUCAAGUCAUAUAUUGACUCGUUCCGACUCGGUGCUCACCCGCACGCAGGAUGUGGCAUUGGCCUAGAGCGAGUCGUCAUGCUGUUCCUCGGCCUGAACAACAUCAGAAAAGUCUCCAUGUUCCCGAGAGACCCCAAACGCCUGACCCCCUGA
Gregarina niphandrodes is the source of this 1644-nucleotide messenger RNA. RefSeq names its product aspartyl-tRNA synthetase. The coding region runs from base 1 to 1644 and encodes 547 amino acids. NCBI's taxonomy places the organism in Eukaryota, Apicomplexa, Conoidasida, Eugregarinorida, Gregarinidae. The transcript has a single exon. Gene Ontology annotation, molecular function: ATP binding; aspartate-tRNA ligase activity; RNA binding. Gene Ontology annotation, biological process: aspartyl-tRNA aminoacylation. Gene Ontology annotation, cellular component: cytosol; aminoacyl-tRNA synthetase multienzyme complex; cytoplasm. The record is from RefSeq and is a predicted model, not a curated record.